This is a messenger RNA of Olea europaea var. sylvestris, 408 nucleotides long. RefSeq lists its product as uncharacterized. Lineage: Eukaryota; Viridiplantae; Streptophyta; Magnoliopsida; Lamiales; Oleaceae. The transcript has 2 exons. The coding region runs from base 1 to 408 and encodes 135 amino acids. The record is from RefSeq and is a predicted model, not a curated record.
AUGGUUGUUUCUCAGCACCUGUCUGCAAAGGGUACUCUUUUCUCGAAUCCCACUGUUUACAGAUCUCUGGUUGGCGCCCUUCAAUACUUGACUAUCAUGAGCCCAGAUAUUGCUCAUGCUGUCAACUCUGUCAGUCAAUUUCUGCAUGCUCUAACAACAGACCAUUUUCUUGCAGUUAAGCGUAUUCUUCGCUAUAUCAAAGGCACCCUUUAUUUCGGCCUCAUCUUCCGCCCUUCUACUACUCCUAGUACCCUUAUUGCUUACUCUGAUACUUAUUGGGCAGGAUGCCCUGAUACUCGUCGGUCUACCUCUGGUUAUUCCAUCUAUCUUGGUGGAAAUUUGGUUUCUUGGAGUGCUAAGAAGCAAUCCACAAUCUCUCGUUCUAUCUCGGCCCCUUCUUCUAUGUGA